This is a messenger RNA of Fomitiporia mediterranea MF3/22, 465 nucleotides long. RefSeq names its product kinase-like protein. Lineage: Eukaryota; Fungi; Basidiomycota; Agaricomycetes; Hymenochaetales; Hymenochaetaceae. The record is from RefSeq and is a predicted model, not a curated record. Gene Ontology annotation, cellular component: cytoplasm. Gene Ontology annotation, molecular function: protein serine/threonine kinase activity; ATP binding. The transcript has 3 exons. Gene Ontology annotation, biological process: protein phosphorylation. The annotation marks the transcript as partial.
AAAGAAUUAUACAUUUGGUCACGACUGAGUCACGAGAAUGUUCUACCUCUUCAAGGCUUUGCAUUGGAUAAAGGGUUUCCUAUCGUGAUCUCAGAAUGGAUGGCGAAUGGAACGCUCCGGGAAUAUUUAAAGAAGCAUCCUGGUUGUAGUGUCGAGGAUAUGAUAUUGGGAAUCACUAAUGGUGUCGAUUAUUUGCAUAAGCAGAAUGUGGUCCAUUCUGACCUUAAAGCAGACAAUGUAUUAAUCAAUAGGGACGGGCACCCUGUAAUAUGCGAUUUUGGUAUCUCUCGGAUGGUGUCAGCCACAGCAGCAUUUGCUGCAACAACUUCGGGAGGGUUUAAGGGAUCAGUGCGAUGGAUGGCACGUGAGCUCAUUCUUAACGGACAUCACACACGAGAGUCGGAUGUGUGGGCUUUUGGUAUGACUGCAUACGUAGGUUGUCACACUGAGUGUCUGUGUGCUUGA